AGCUAGGUUUGUUUUGAACUCUUUUUUUACUCUUUUCUCCUUCAGUUCCUUAUAUUCUUCAGCAAAUCAAUUUUCUCUUCUUGAAGUUUCAAUCUUUCCGUACUAAUCAAUCUUCAUUUAACAAAAUCUUUGGUGGGUUUUGUAUAAAGGUAUUAGCAAUCAUUAACAGCAACAACAGAGGCAGAGAUGAAGUUGGAUGUUAAUGUCUUGAGAUACCUUUCCAAAGAUGAUUUCAGGGUCCUCACUGCCGUUGAGAUGGGCAUGCGCAAUCAUGAAAUUGUACCUUGUGAACUCAUUGACCGUAUUGCUCGCCUCAAGCAUGGAGGCACAUAUAAAGUGUUGAAGAAUUUGCUAAAGCACAAAUUAGUGCAUCAUGACUCUUCUAAAUAUGAUGGAUUUCGACUCACCUACCUUGGUUAUGAUUUCCUUGCGAUAAAAACUUUGGUUAAUCGUGGGAUAUUUAAUGGAGUGGGUCGUCAAAUUGGUGUUGGAAAAGAGUCUGAUAUUUUUGAGGUUGUAAAGGAAGAUGGAACAGUUCUUGCAAUGAAGUUGCACAGGCUUGGUAGGGUUUCUUUUAGGGCAGUUAAAUCAAAACGUGACUAUUUGAGGCAUCGUAGUAGCUACAAUUGGUUGUACUUAUCACGACUUGCUGCCUUGAAAGAGUUUGCUUUUAUGAAGGCACUAGAAGAACAUGGAUUUCCUGUUCCUCAGGCUGUGGAUUGCAAUCGACAUUGUGUGAUUAUGUCACUUGUCCCAGGCUAUCCACUUGUGCAGGUUAAGGAGCUGCAAAACCCAGACGUGGUUUUUGAAACAAUCAUUGGUGCUGUUAUUCGUUUGGCAGAAUACGGGCUUAUUCACUGUGACUUUAAUGAAUUUAACAUAAUGAUUGAUGAUGAUGAAAAGGUCACCAUGAUUGAUUUCCCACAAAUGGUGUCGGUCUCUCAUCCUAAUGCCCAAAUGUAUUUUGAUCGUGAUGUGGAGUGCAUCUAUAAGUUCUUCGCAAAGAGGUACAAUAUGUCAUUUGAAGAAAAUGAAAAUGAUUCCAAUGGUUUGGAGGUUGAGAUAGAUGAAGUUGGUCGGCCCCAGUUUUCUGAAAUAAACAAGAACAGUGGUUUCUUGGACAAAGAACUUGCUGCCAGCGGUUUUACGAGAAAGGAUCAAGAUGAGCUUGAAAAGUUGACUGAGGUAGAACUUGAAAAGUGUUCAGAUUUGGAGGAUGAAGGAACUGUUGAUGAAGAAGAUAUUAACAAUACAAAUGUCAAGCAGCUCGAGUCCUUGCACUUGGCAAAGGAGGAUGAUAAUCGUCAAGUUGUGGAUGAGCAUGAUCCUGAGGACGAAGGAGAGGCCGAGUCUGAAGAUGAUGCUGAACUAGAGAAAAGCCUGAGCAAGCAGAGGAGGAAGGCAAUCCAAGCUGCCCAUCGGGGGAAGAGGAACUUUGCCUCGAGGAAUACAUACAAGGACAAAGGUGGGAAAUCCUCUCAGAAUUCAAAGGUCCAUAAGCAAUUGAGUGGCUGGUGAAGUACAUGAACCCGGACAACUCUGCAGUGUCUUUUGAAGGCCAAUCCAUGAAAUUUCUUUGGCGCGAAGAUGUUGAAGGGAAUAUUAUUAUAUAGAGGAGCUAUCAGUAAGGUGCUGAAUGAUACAGUUUUGACUUGGAUAUGCAUUGUCCUAAAUGUCUGUCUUGUAUAUUUGAAAUUUUGGUAGCAUGUUUGGCAGAACAUAAAGCCUUAAGAUUGUUAAUGUAUUUGUUAUUUACUAAAAGAUCAUAAAUCAAGAACAAUUAUGUAGGUGUGAAGACUACUUGCAUAUCCAGUAUCAUGAUCAUGACUGAAACAUAUUUCCGGAAGUCUUUCGGUUGUGGAGAUGUAAGGUCUGCAUAUAUUCUACCUG
Solanum dulcamara is the source of this 1890-nucleotide messenger RNA. RefSeq names its product serine/threonine-protein kinase rio2. Gene Ontology annotation, cellular component: preribosome, small subunit precursor; nucleus; cytosol. The record is from RefSeq and is a predicted model, not a curated record. The coding region runs from base 187 to 1518 and encodes 443 amino acids. The transcript has 13 exons. Gene Ontology annotation, molecular function: protein serine/threonine kinase activity; ATP binding. Lineage: Eukaryota; Viridiplantae; Streptophyta; Magnoliopsida; Solanales; Solanaceae. Gene Ontology annotation, biological process: maturation of SSU-rRNA; protein phosphorylation.